CAACCAGGAACCUCAUCCGAAACCUCCUCUCUCUAUCUAAGAUGCAACGCAUAACUCUGUUAUAUAUAGCUCCACCACACUCUCCUUCCCACUCACACUCACUCUCUUUGCUUGUUUAGCGUUUUAAUACUUCACUAUUUCUAAGUGCUUAUCUCCAUUAAUAUGGCAGAAGAAGCUUCAUCACUGCACCUCAUCCACCAACAACUCCUCUCCGACUUUCAAUCUUUCGAAAAUUUAAAUGAUCCAUCCCAAACUUCAACCUCUGAUUCCAGUGUUUCCACCUCAGAUAUUACUCCGCUCUCUAAUUACUUGAAUCUCCAUGAAGAUGGAAACAACCCUUUUCUCCUCCACUGUUCUACUUCUGCUCCGUCUGGGUUUUUCCAGUUUGAAACUAAAUCUCCCAAAGCUUCCAGAUUAAGUCGUCGGCGACCUCCACUCAGCAUCUCAGUUUCUCAGCCAACCAUUCCUCAGUCACCGGAGGAUUCCGAUUCAGGCGACGUCAAGCAUUAUAGGGGCGUACGGCGUCGGCCGUGGGGGAAAUUUGCUGCGGAGAUCCGAGACCCGAAUCGGAGAGGAUCGAGGGUAUGGCUGGGGACAUUCGAGACUGCCAUUGAAGCCGCCAGAGCUUAUGAUCGAGCUGCUUUCAAGAUGCGUGGUUCCAAAGCUAUUCUCAAUUUCCCUCUUGAAGCUGGGAAUUGGUCGGGUUCUGACCCACCAGCAAUAUCAGGCCAGAAAAGGGUGAGAGAAAGUGAGGGUGAAGAGACAGAACAAGUGGAGACGAAGGUUUUAAAGCAGGAGGAGCAGUCGCCGGAAUCUGACAGCACGGUGGCGGCGGCGGCAGCCAGUAAUGUUUUAGGGGUUGGUCCACUAACCCCUUCAAAUUGGAGGGCCGUGUGGGAGGAGAGAGAGAUGGAAGGAAUAUUGAAGUUGCCACCGUUAACGCCGUUAUCACCACAUCCUUGGUUAGGAUAUUCUCAGCUUAUAGUUUGAGGAGAGGGUUUGCCUUAACUGUAAAUAUUGAAUUUGUUCAUUCGUUUAAUAAUUUAUAUCUUUUUACUUA
This is a messenger RNA of Vitis riparia (riverbank grape), 1060 nucleotides long. Its product is annotated as ethylene-responsive transcription factor 5-like. NCBI's taxonomy places the organism in Eukaryota, Viridiplantae, Streptophyta, Magnoliopsida, Vitales, Vitaceae. The coding region runs from base 163 to 990 and encodes 275 amino acids. The record is from RefSeq and is a predicted model, not a curated record. Gene Ontology annotation, molecular function: DNA-binding transcription factor activity; DNA binding. The transcript has a single exon. Gene Ontology annotation, biological process: regulation of DNA-templated transcription; ethylene-activated signaling pathway.